AUGCUCUCUGUCAAGAGCAGGCGAGCAGACUGCACUACUGCAGACCAGCAGACAACAAUCAGCCGUCAGCCCGUCACCAGCCGAGGCGCCAAGCAGCCCGAGCUGAAGGCUGAAGCAGUUGCUCUAGACUACAUUGGAAAACAUGGCGCAACAGUUGGUGUCACUCGAGAAAAGAGAAUUAAAUAUGCAAAAGAAAUACUUCAAAAGGAAAUGUUACGUGUUGGGGAAUUAUGUGAAACUAAGAAGGCAUACUAUUUUGGGUAUAUUAUUCACCGCCUACUGAUGUGUGCUCUUAGUCGAAGAGCUGAGGAUGACCGAGAUCAUUAUGGAAACAAAAGACUAGAUCUUGCUGGUCCACUGCUUGGAGGGCUGUUUAGAAUGCUUUUCAGGAAGUUAACAAGGGAUGUGAGAUCUUACAUGCAAAAGUGUGUAGAUAAUGGAAAGGAAGUUAAUUUUCAAUUUGCUAUCAAAGCAAAAACUGUUACCAGUGGCUUGAAGUACUCACUUGCUACUGGAAACUGGGGACAGGCUAACCAAGCUGGAACCAGAGCAGGGGUUUCUCAGGUGCCUAUUUUUUUCUUCGCUUCUAUUCUCAUUUUUUAAGGCACUACAUCUGACUUACGUGAC
Molecule: messenger RNA, 627 nt
Organism: Zea mays
Lineage: Eukaryota; Viridiplantae; Streptophyta; Magnoliopsida; Poales; Poaceae
Product: DNA-directed RNA polymerase II subunit RPB2-like
Exons: 7
Coding region: 1-603 (200 amino acids)
Biological process (GO): DNA-templated transcription
Molecular function (GO): ribonucleoside binding; DNA binding; DNA-directed RNA polymerase activity
Source: RefSeq, a predicted model, not a curated record